GCUUAUGUAUAGGGCAAACUCCCUCAGUGAGAAGAUCUACAUCUAACUGAGGCAGCACAGGGCAGAGUCCAGGACUGGGCAGGAUGAGGACCAGCACCAGAAAUAUUUGGUUGUGCCUGCAUGUCAUGUGCAUCAUGGAUGUUGGCUCGAGUCCGUCCUCCAAGCUGGCCUUCACCCAGUCUGAAGUGGGUCUGGACACAGUACUGCCCUGCAGGUGGCACCGGCACGAGAAGCGCCCGUCCGAGCUGCCGUACAUCCAGUGGCAGACCAUCAGCGACGUGGUGUUCGAGCGCAUGGGUCACGAGAACUUCCAGGCGGCGGCGUACAGUGGGCGCGCCGACGUGCCCGAGGGGGUGCUGGAGCGCGGCAACUGUUCCCUGCUCCUGAGGGACGUGCGCUUCAGCGACGCCGGCGUCUACGAGAGCUACCUGGUGGUCAACGGUGAGAGCUACAAGAGAAGGAUCUUCAUCCAGAGUGUCCAGCUCUCGGUCCUGGAUCAUAAGAGCGAGCAGGCUGUGGAGAAAGGGAAGGACCUGACCCUGGACCUGUACACUGACCAGGCUGAGGUUGUGGUGUUCCAGAGCUCCGAGGCCUCCAUGUGGACCCAGCUGUGGCAGCGCAGUAGAAGCGAAGAUUCCCUCGACCCCCGGGUGGAGGAGGGAAACAGGAAGCUGAUCAUCAGGACUGUGAGAGGGAGAGAUGAAGGAACGUACAAAGUGAUGGAUGGAGAAGGUCUCGCCCUGAGCACCGUCAAGGUUUCAGUCAAAGAACCUGUUCUACCCACAGAAGCAGUGAAGGUGGAAAAGCGUGUUGGACACAGAAACCACAUUGCACCUGACAGCAGUGUUGGGAGAAACUCUGUCCAUCUCUCCACCUUUCUCCUCCUGAUGCUGCCGUACCUCCUCUAACAUGAACCUGAUCUCCAGCAUGAACGAUGCUCUGAUCGUUACUCCUCCGGGGUCCUGCAGCGGCUCCGAACGCACAGGGUUCCCAGCACCGGUCACACUCGGGGUAUGAUGGAGCAGAUACCUCCUGAGUAAGGUGCUGGAACCCCUCACUGCUCCAGGGAUGGUGCAAUAUGGCUGUCCUGACUACUGACAUCUGAUAAUAACAAAUAAUUAUGAUUAUAUAAAGCAUGUAUGAUUAUUUAAUCUGUCUUUCAGUGUUAACAAUCAUGUUUCUAGUGUGGACGGGCUGAGUCAUUAAUUCUUUAUCUGUAGCUAACUGUAGGGUCAGCAGCCUUUAUGUCCAGUAGUUUGGCUUUAAUGCACUAAGCACUUUUAAUCGUUUGGUAGUAAACAGUUUGGUAGUGUUAGUUAAACAAACUAUUGAGUCCCAAAGCCUAAGCACUCCAGUUUCUUAAUGACUUUUAGUGUCUAGGGAAAGUCAUUGUAAAAAUGGGCUAUAAACUGCCAGUCGAAAACUG
Trichomycterus rosablanca is the source of this 1426-nucleotide messenger RNA. RefSeq lists its product as uncharacterized. Bases 84 to 908 code for a protein of 274 amino acids. Lineage: Eukaryota; Metazoa; Chordata; Actinopteri; Siluriformes; Trichomycteridae. The transcript has 6 exons. The record is from RefSeq and is a predicted model, not a curated record. Gene Ontology annotation, cellular component: external side of plasma membrane. Gene Ontology annotation, biological process: T cell costimulation; cellular response to lipopolysaccharide; negative regulation of T cell proliferation.